CUUGAACUAAGCACAACUGACCUAUAGUGAAAAUGAAUAAAAUCCUCGCUCUCAGCUGUCCACUUGUGAUUCAGCACCUACUGUUUCUCAUCUCCAUGCUGCACGGGACCCCUCUGUCGUUUGCGAUGGCAAUUCCAAACCCGUCAGUCUCGUUCAUAUCCAAUGUCCAAGCUGAGAAGGCUAACCGACGCAGAUCGCCUGGGGAAAUUUGUCCGAGCUGGUGUCCAGUUGACGUACAAGCCUGCAAACUGCAGCCAGCUUGCGGCCACUGUCGAAACCUUGGACUUCUCCUCUUUCCAGCAGCUGCCCUGAGUAGUUCAGUCUCGUUUCUUCUCUAGUACCGUCUAUCAUUUUACAACCGUUUCUCUUACCAUUCUCGACCGUGUGGACUUGGUUCGAUUUGUGGUGUUGUC
Molecule: messenger RNA, 413 nt
Organism: Protomyces lactucae-debilis
Lineage: Eukaryota; Fungi; Ascomycota; Taphrinomycetes; Taphrinales; Protomycetaceae
Exons: 2
Coding region: 33-338 (101 amino acids)
Source: RefSeq, a predicted model, not a curated record